CACGGAAUGUCCAUUCAUUUUCCACUCAGUCAGUCGUCUUCAUGACUAGCUAAGCUAGUAGGACGCACGUCCCUCCCCCAACGUCCCACUGCCUGCCUCCUUGCGCAGCACAGCCAGCACACCCUGCUGUUGAUGAUGCUGCUGCUGCUGCUGAUGCUGAUGCUGCAUGCCCGUCUCACACACAGUCUUGAGCACCGACCCAGCAGCACUGGCGCUAAGAACCGAUCCCUCCAACGUGGAGGUGCUCAUGAUCCGCGACUGCUCCUGGAACACAACACACACAACACACCACACCACAUGAGUCCAUGAAUGACACCCAGGGCGUGGCGUGCGAUGAGGGAGGAGGGACUCACCACCUGUGCAGCUGGAGGCAGCACAAGCACCGCACUCUCCUUAGUCGCCCCUGCCGGCCGGUUUCCUCGCUGGCGAGCAGACGACACGGGCACGUUGGUGCUGGUGCGAUGGCUGAUGGACGUCACCUUGCUGCCGGAGAGAGGCAGCCGCGACACAGGUUUGGCGAAGGGCGGCCGGUGCUGGUGCGGGUCCGAGAGGGACGUCAGGGCCUGCGGGGGCGUGGGGGAUGUAGGAGUGGUCCGAGUGUUGCUGCAAAAUGAUAGAUAAUGGAACAGGACAGGCGGCGUACCAGCCAGUUGUGACGCUGGUGUUGUGUUGUGUGGUGGGUGUCUUACUGCAGCAUGAGAGGCUGUGGUGUGCCAGGUGGGUGUGAGGGUGGCCCCCCAGCGGUAGAUCCCUCGCUGGUCCGCAUCGAAUACUUAUCGAGCAUCAUCAUCUCGCGAGUGUGCUGCAGAGAGUAAGACAGAGAGGUGUCGGUCGAUGUCCGUCCAAGUGGCUUUUGGGUACCUGCUUACCUGCGCCUCCAGCUGAGAGAGCACAUUCUGAUACCGCUGCAAUAACAACGAACAUCUGGUUGUGGGUCACCGGUGGCAUGCAGCGCGUGACGUGAAUCCUUCUGUCGGGCUUCACAUCACCUGUGUGCAGCGCCCCAGUUCGGCUUUGCGUGCCUGUUUCUGUUCCUCCCGGCCGCUGGCGACCCUCUUGAGGAGUCCGCUCAUCUCCAGCUCCUGCUUCUUAAGGAACUGCUCCUCCAAAAACGCUAUACGACUGUGUGGGGGUAAGAAGCACAAACACUGUGUGUCCUCACUGUUCUUGUGGUGGGUGGAUCCAUUGCUGGGCAGCCUACCUUUCUCGUUCGGUCCUCCACUUCUGUAUUUCUUUCUGCUGCAGCCGGUCAGCCUGCGCCUUGACCUUCUCGGCCUCGGCGUAGCUCUUCUGCUUAGCCAGCGUCUGCACACAGCACAUGACAUCACAUAUAAAAACACAGACAGACCGAUGGAUGAACGCCCUCCUCUGCUGCCCUCACCUGUUCGACUUUCCUGAGGUUGAGGAGAUCCUUGCUCCAUCGGGGAUUCCGCAAACCCGCAGCCCCCUUGCCCGAACUGACAGACACAUUGCCGCCGUCGGUGCUGAGCUUCUCGAGCAUCUCGGUGUGUGCCGCGCGGUGUCUGGCCGCCAGCUGACUCUGCAGAUGGGUCGCGUGCGCCUCGAACUCUUGCACCUUCUGGUCCUGAUACACACCGACCGACGAGAAAACGGACGCCGUCAGCGAAUAGAUGAGUUGCGUGUGCAUAUGGCGUACCCACAGCUCGUGGAACUCCUGCAGCUCCUUCAUAUGCGCCUCCUCGAGACCCAACCUGUAGCAUUCACCCGCUCUCUGUCCGCCAUUCUGGCUGCAUGGUUGGCUUACUUCUCAGCGAGAUGCUUCGACUUGAGUUCCCGUUUCCUCCGACUCAUCUCCAUGGCCUUGAGCUGAUCCAUCCGCUGCUGAGCCAAUUCGGCAUCGCCGUACUUGCCGGCCUUCUCGCACUCGAGGCGAUGAUGCUCCAGCACCGACAGGAACUCCUCGAUGGCGCCUGGAGGACGAGAAGGCAUCGGAGGGCUGUUGGAAGCUGCGGCGGUGGGCAGCUGUGAGGCCACGAGAGCCAUGUGGAUGGAUGACGACUAUCAAUCAGGCUAUUGGCAACUAUCGGCGAUUGGUAUGGCAGCUGAGAGAGCUUUGUUGCUGUCGGGAG
Messenger RNA from Vitrella brassicaformis, 2090 nucleotides. Lineage: Eukaryota; Vitrellaceae. The record is from the annotation of a GenBank genome assembly.